GGACCGGCCGUCGUACCGUCUAGCAGAGGGCCAGUGCGCAUCUACACUUCAUCGCGAUCAGUUGUGCUCAAGCUCCCGUGCUUACCAACCGAGUCUCGCCUUCAAGAACAGUGAACCAGUGACUGUGUUAGUUUAACUUAAGUUUGUGAGUGAAUACCGAUCGAAAUGCUCUCCGUCACCGCCCGCCACUACUUGGAACAAGCGCGCCAGCAUGCCAACAGGCAGAACCCAAGGUUAGCGUUUGAAUAUUAUAUAAAGGCUGUCAAUUUGGACCCAGAAUUGAGACAUGGCAUCGAAAACGAAUACCGGGAACAGUUGACCAAAUAUAAUGAGAUAUUGGCCAAGGUGCCGGGCAAAAGGACACAGAUGUACAUCAAUUAUGUCGUCUCGAUGCGUAUGUACCCCGGCAACAUAAAUAUACUGUACGCCAUUGGCCAACAUCUAAUGAAAAAUUCAAAACCCCUUGAAGCGCUUUGCCACUUUGAGAAAAUUAUCCAAAUCGACUCUAAUUUAGUAAUGAUGGAAAGAAACUUGGACUCGGCAAAGAAACAUGUUUUCGAGGCCGAAAACUUUCGAUUCUUGAAUGAUAAGAAACGGAAAGAAGCGUACGAGAGGACUAUAAACAUAAUCAACAGAAAAAAUAACAAUUCAAGAGCGGACAUAACGUCGACUUAUGUUCAAAGAAAUAAAUCAAAGUCGAUACCCCACCGCAGCUACGUAGGCAGAAGCAACAUCCACGACGUGUUAACGACAAACAAGGACACCGGGCAGCUGGAGUUGCCCGAUAUAGUAAAGGGUAAAACGAUGCUGGUAAUGAACAAGUUCGGCCCUGGACUCUUCGGCAACGAGUUGUUGCCUGCACUCAAAACGAUCUGGGAGUGCAGGCACUUUCAAGACGGCAGGGUGACUCCGAGCAGCGCCGAGUUCUUCGUCGUGGGGGCCAAGUGCGACCGCCUCAUCGCCAGGCAUCAGCUGGGCGCCGCCGCCAAGCACAUCCUGGGAGUCACCCCGGGCCCGGUGCACGCGGACCGGGCCGAAUCCUUCCACGGCCAGGACGUCGCGACGUUCGACGACGUGGAAUACGUUACGGAGGCGGGGAGCGCCUUCAAAAUAGACUUCAACAAUUACGGCGACAUAAUGUCGAAAUAUCGCGGCGUCGAGGCGUACACCGCACGUUUAAAAGGGAAGGACGAGGACGCCGAAAUGAACGUGCUCGUCGGCUAUUUCAAUUUGCACAUGGCCGAGGGCGUGACUCUCACCACCGACCCGCGAUCGCCCGACCGCUCGGACGCCUGGCCCCAGGCGAUUUUUUUCGAUUUCAUACCUCGACCGAUCAAACGGGACGACGAGGUGUGCGUCGAACUUCAAUCGAAGGGAGGCAUGCUGGCGCUGGCCUCCGACACGGAUCAAAUCGCUCGGCUGGGGCCGGCCACGGUGGCGUUCCUGAACGACACAGCCUACGUGGAGGCGCUACGCAGCGGCGCGGGCUUCGCGGCGCAGUACCUGUCACAGGUGCGCGACGUACUCAAAGCCGACAUCGCCGACCUGUGCCCGUUCCCCGUGUUCGGGCUCUUCAUGCUGAAGCGCGGCGCGCGCUCGCUCACGUGCUUCGCGCAGACGCCCCACGACCGGCGGUUCAUCGAGCGAGUUUUCAAGGAGCACGGCAUCGAGAAGGACAGAUUCACGGUGCUUGCUCCGAACCUGCUCGACGUGUUCGGGGAUAAGAAAUUCAGCGCGGUGGUGUACAACGGGCUGCGACAGAGCGGCGAGAUCGACUCGACGAUUUGCAGGAUAAUGUACCACCUGCGGGUCGCGCACCUCGAGGAAGACGGGCUGGCGCUGCCGGCGCGGGUGAAACUGAUUGCGCAGCUGAUCAGCAGCGAGAAGUUGGACUCGCUGACGAAGGUGUGUGACGAGGGGCCGGUGGCGCGCGCUCUUAACCCGUUCCAGGCGUCGCAGGUGUUUAACCUCGACCCGACGCGACUGGAAUACGAGGCGCUGUCCGACCCGGAGACGAUGGCGGACUGCGUGCACCACAUGGGCCCGGCCACGGUACGGGUUGAGGUGACGCGCGACGGCGAGUGCGGAGCGAUCCUGUGCUGGUACGAGAUCCAUCUGCUGGACGGCACGGAGCCGUUGCCGACCAACCGGCGCGGCAGCUUCGUGGACUCGCUGGCGUUCCUGCUCAAAGACCCCGUAGAGUUGCACCGAGGCGAUACUGUGACGUUGGUCCGCUGCGUCGAUAUGGACGGUUCCUUUAAGUUGGCCCUCGACGUAGACGUUUUGUAAUCGGCACGGAGUCGUUCCCGACCAACCGGCGCGGCAGCUUCGUGGACUCGCUGGCGUUCCUGCUCAAAGACCCGGUGGAGUUGCACCGAGGCGAUACUGUGACGUUGGUCCGCUGCGUCGACAUGGACGGAUCGUUCAAGUUGGCCCUCGACGUAGACGUUUUGUAAUUCGGUAAAUUCAAUUAAAAGUGCUAGUUCGGUAAUGUAAAUCC
This is a messenger RNA of Ostrinia furnacalis (Asian corn borer), 2500 nucleotides long. RefSeq lists its product as uncharacterized. NCBI's taxonomy places the organism in Eukaryota, Metazoa, Arthropoda, Insecta, Lepidoptera, Crambidae. The coding region runs from base 166 to 2289 and encodes 707 amino acids. The record is from RefSeq and is a predicted model, not a curated record. The transcript has a single exon. Gene Ontology annotation, molecular function: protein binding.